This is a messenger RNA of Dermochelys coriacea (leatherback sea turtle), 2292 nucleotides long. Its product is annotated as interleukin-1 receptor type 1-like. Gene Ontology annotation, molecular function: interleukin-1, type I, activating receptor activity. Gene Ontology annotation, biological process: regulation of inflammatory response; signal transduction. The record is from RefSeq and is a predicted model, not a curated record. Lineage: Eukaryota; Metazoa; Chordata; Testudines; Dermochelyidae.
UGGACGCAAGCCUCUGGCAGGGGAGCUUCCGUUUGAAAGGCACGCACGCUGCGCUUCCCUUUUUCAAGCCUCUCUCCCAUCCUAAUCGAGAGCAGUAACCCACUUAAAGCAGCCCACGGUUCGUUGCCGACUGCAGUUCGGGUUACCCGAAGGAAGAGAAAGCUGCAUGAAACCGUGUUCAAAUGGGAGACACUUGAUGUAUACAAAGAGAGAAGAUAAUGGUGAAGCAUGACAUCAACAACAUUGUUUUUGUGCAGUAUAACAGUAUUUCUUUAUUCAGUCAAGGCAGAGGAAUGCAAAGUCCUAUGAGGUGGAAUGAUGUGUUUCUUAAGCAAAAUUUUGUACAUGAAGGGCAGCCACUUGCUGUCAACUGUUCAGUAGAUAAAACACUGAAUUUUGAAAACACAGACUACAACUUGACUUGGUACAAAACUGGUAGCCAAACAUCUGUGGCUAAAGACAAACAUUCCAGAAUUCACCAGCAAAAGAACUUCAUUUGGUUUCUCCCUGCAACUUUAGAAGAUUCAGGAUCCUAUGAAUGUGUUAUAAGGAAUUUAUCAAGCUAGAAAAUAUAUAUGAACCUAAUAGUUUUCAAGAAUAUUUAUGGUUUAUGCUUUAAUGAAAAAUUUGCCAUCGGGGAGGAUACUAAAUCGUCACAGGCUAAGGUUGUGUGUCCUCAUUUGGAUUAUUUCAGAGAUGAGGAGAAUACUUUGCCCCUUCAGUGGUAUAAGGAGUGUAAGCUGCUUGAAGAGGAAAGGUUUGUCUCUUCCAAUGAUUACCUUGUGAUUAAAAAUGCAACUCUACAUGACAAAGGAAACUACACAUGCAGAACAUCAUAUACUUACAAGGGAAAACAAUAUAACAUUUCACGAGACAUUAGUCUAACUGUGACAGUGAGUCCACUGAACAUACCACCAGAAAUAUUUUACCCAAGAAACAAUUCCAUUGAAGUAGAAGUUGGCUCACGUGUCAUAGUGGACUGCAAUGUCACAGGUGCUGAAGUGUUUCAAGUGUACUGGACAGUCAAUGACACAUACAUUGAUAUAUAUUAUAAAAGUAGAAUUUUUGAAGAGGAAGAUUAUGAAGAAGAAACUUUCUAUGAUGGACGCCUUCUCACUACGGUGAGGCUCAACAUUUCUGAAGUGAAUAGCGAGGAUUACGAACAUCACUUUGUCUGCCAUGCUUUGAAUUCCUUUGGUCAAGUUGCAACAUAUAUAGCAUUAAAACACAGAGUUGCAGAUAUUCACAAAUCACUGACUGGAGGAUUCAUUGCAUUGUUGCUUUUAACAGUUGUUACUUUAUUAAUCUUCAAGCUUUUCAAGAUUGACGUUGUGCUUUGGUAUCGUAGUUCUUGCUGUGCUCUUGUAAAGAAAGAAGCUUCAGAUGGGAAGAUCUAUGAUGCAUAUGUCAUGUAUCCAAAAGCCAGUGGGGUGAGAUGUGUCUACACCCUGAACAAUUUUGUUCUGAGAAUACUGCCUGAGGUCUUAGAGAAACAGUGUGGAUAUAAUCUUUUUAUACUUGGAAGGGAUGAUUUACUAGGGGAAGCGGUGGUCAAUGUUAUUGAUGAAACCAUCAAACAAAGCAGAAGACUGAUGAUAAUUUUAGAAUCAGAGGCAUCGAGUUACAAUGUAUUAGAAGAUACCUUUGAACAGCAACUGGCUGUGUACAAUGCUCUUAUCCGCGAUGAAAUAAAAAUUAUUCUGAUUGAACUAGAUAAAAUACAGGACUACACGAACAUGCCAGAAUCCAUCAAAUACAUUAAACAAAAGCAUGGGGCCAUCAGGUGGAAAGGGGACUUCACAGAGAAAUCUCACUCAGCGAAUACAAAGUUCUGGAAAAAUGUGAGAUACCGAAUGCCACCCAGACAAACAGUGUCUUCUUUGGAUCCAAAAACUUUCAGAUAUUCUGCAGCAACUGAAAGAUGAUGAUUUUGUAUUUUAAUGGCACAGACCAGCUCACUUUAAAAUAUUUACUAUUUGUCUUCAGAAGCUUUUACUGUGUAUUACCAACUGAUCACCCCACUCACUUAAAUGCUUUCAAGAUUAAAAAGACCCCCUAUAACAUGAAUUUUGUUGUUGAUUAAAAAAUUCAGUUACCACUAUGCCAUUGUGCAGCUAUUGGGAGGUAUCUGAAUCGUUGUCUCAGUAUCUUGGAUAUUUAAAGCUGACAUGUAGCAAAUGCAGUGGCACAUAAUUUUUGCAAUUUCUUUAAAGAAACGUUAUUGCAGAGAAGUUUUUUUUUAAAGUUGAGAUUAAAUAACAAAUACAAUUAAAUGAACAUUCAUUAUGUCUA